UAUAUACUAAAUGUGUUUCCAAAAUUUGCCAUAAAGUGAGGGCACUACGAUCGCUUUCUAUACAUUUGAAAAUAAUGGUUGACCGGCUACGUAUUAUACAUGACAAAGCGAUAGCAGCGCUAUAUGCUAUAUGAUAAUUCUGAUGGAUACGUCUUUCGUUAAACAGUCAGUGAUUGAACGGAGGACGUGUACUGUGUUGUAGUGUCAUUAGUGAUAACGGUAUAGUCGUAAUAAAACGAAGUAUUUGAAAUAAUGGGGCGAACUGUAUAUGCCGAAGAACGUCUUCAUACUUACCUAAUAUCUUUAGCAAAACCAGAUGAAUAUACAAUAGGAUUAAUUUUGGGACAGAGUGCUGGACAAAAAGAUUAUAUCGUUCAUCUAGCAAAAACACCACCUCCGCUUGGUAAAAAUGUAGUUGAAGAAACAUUGAUUAGUUCUACAACUAAUACUCAACAAGAUUCUACUGAAAGUUAUAUUAAAUCAGUGAAAGAUAUACCAGAAAAUUGGGUUGCAGAUCAUGCAAAACAUGUUACAAGAAUGUUACCUGGUGGAAUGCAAGUUCUUGGUACAUUUAUUGUUGGUCCAGAAGAUGCCUUGAAUAAUAACACUAAUAUACAGAAGUUUAGAUCUAUUCUUGCAGCAAUUCAGAAAAAUUUAUCAUAUAAUAAAUAUCUUUGUGGAAAUAGUAAUGAAGAGCAUCUUAUCUUAAGUUUAAAUAGCAUUACUCAAAAAUAUACUUGUAAAUCUGUGGAAACUAAUAAGACUGGGAUGUUAAAACCAACAGAAUGGAAAUUUCAAGCAAAACCAACGAAAUGGCAUCAGCUUGAAGCUCUUGUAGAUUUCGAUCGUUUAUUUCUUAUUGCUGCUGAUAAAGAUCCAGAAACCCUUAAAAAACAACUACAGGAUAUUUUAAAAAAUGUAUCAAAUGUAAUUGAAUCUUCUCUUAUUGUCAUCGAAGGAGAAAUUAGAUCAUCAGAGGAUACAUUGGAAACAAUUAAUAAGAACAAAAAUGGUGAUAAAACAUGUAAAAACAAUGAAAAAAAUGCUAAUGAUAAGCUUAUACAGGUUGAUUUAUACAUUCCAUGUCAAGAGAAAGAUAUUAACUUGGAUAUAAGGACAAAGCCAUGCAGUGCAUCAAUACGACUUAUAGGACAAUUAGUGAGUAGAACUUUUGUUCAUCAGAAAGCAAAUAUCGAAGAAGCUAACACAGCAAUAAAACAAGAUAUUAUAAGAUCCUUAGCAAGUAGAUUAGAAAUGCAUUGGGAUAGUUUAAUUGAGGAAGAAAAUGGAUCUCCAGAAGAAAAUAUAACAUUACACGAACCUCCAAGAAGAGUAUUAAUAGCAUUACCAGAAAGUAAAAUAACAUUAUCAGACUACUUGUUUCCUGGUGAAGGACCUCAAGAAGCCCUUUUAUCAUUACAAGAACUUCUUGAUUUAGAAGUUCAAGAAAGUAAUGUUCAAAAGGAUAUAGAGCUCCAAGCCGAUCCUACAGAAUUUUACUGUCAAAGCGAAAUUGAUCUGAAACCAACCGAUCUUAGUAAAGAUACAUCUGGAAGUUACAAAGCUAGAAUAUAUUUCACAGGUUUCAGUAUUGCAAUUUUAAUUGUGAUUCUUUCUAUCAUAAUACAUAAUUUUAUUAAUAUGAAGUCGGAUGUAUAAAAAGUAUGGGUUUAUGUUGAACUUCAAAGUAUAGAAUCUGAACAUGGCAAAGAUGAUAAAUAAAUGUGAUAUUAUCAUAUGCAUAUACUUAUAUACAUUAAAAUUUUGAAAAAGCACGUUGUU
Messenger RNA from Megachile rotundata (alfalfa leafcutting bee), 1782 nucleotides. Its product is annotated as protein odr-4 homolog. The record is from RefSeq and is a predicted model, not a curated record. Gene Ontology annotation, cellular component: endomembrane system. Gene Ontology annotation, biological process: intracellular protein localization. NCBI's taxonomy places the organism in Eukaryota, Metazoa, Arthropoda, Insecta, Hymenoptera, Megachilidae.